AAAUGAGGAGCGGAAGAGAUCGACACGCAGAAAUUCCGAGGGAAAAAUUCAGAAUCAUGAAAGCGACAGAGCGGAACGAAAACGAUCUCAUUUUGGACCUAUAAUUUGCCGUCAACGUUGUUCAAAUCUUCAAUCAUAAACACUGUUUCUUUAAGUCAAUUUUCCGAUUAAAAUCCAAACCCACUUCUCUAUUUCUCUGCUGAAUUUCUUUCCGUUUUGUUCAAUAAUUCUGUCGUUUUCGAAUGAGAUAUCUGAUCGUCGGCGGCGAUCGGAGAUGUUCUUCGCCGGUGGUACUGGAUACGGAUUUUUUAGCAGAGGAGAUUGAUGGUGAGACUGAUGAUUCUGAUGCUGAUUUGGACCAUUGGUCGACUGAGUCAGUAGAAGAGAUAGUAUUUCGUUGGUGAAGUGGUAAUGAAGAAAGGGAAGGGCAGGAACCUCGGGCUUUUGCCUAAUUCUCUGAAAAUUAUAUCGUCGUGUUUGAAGACGGUGUCUACUAAUGCCAGCACCGUUGCUUCCACCGUCCGCUCUGCCGGUGCUUCGGUUGCUGCUUCAAUCUCCGCAGCUUCUUCUGAGGAUGAGAAGGAUCAGGAUUUUGGAGGGGAGUGUAGUAGCAAACAAAGGGCGGAUAAGCCGGAAAAUGUUAGGGGGUGGCUGGUGGAGGUCUGAGAAAAAUGGGAAAUUAUACUUUUUAUCUGCUCAUCAGGCUCUCACUAAAAAUAGAGUAACUUGGGCUGGUUUUGACAUUCUGGAAGUUGAACCAUAUAUCAUUAGGCACAUUCUCUUACUUGGUUAUCUGAAUGGAUUUCAAUUACUUGAUGUGGAGGAUGCUUCUAACUUCAAAGAACUUGUUUCAAAGCGUGGUGGCCCUGUUUCAUUCCUACAGAUUCUCCCUUCUCCAGCAAAGCCUGGUACUCCUCCAGCAAAGUCUGAUAGGCAUGAACUACUCAGAAGAUCACACCCUUUAUUGCUGAUUGUUGCAGGAGAAGAAAGCAAGGAUGUAGCUAUGGGACAAAACCAUAGUCCUAUGGGCGUCCUCCCAGGAAGUUGUGCCAACUCUCACAAUGCUGUUCAGUUUUACUCCCUUAAGUCUCACUCUUAUGUGCAUGUUUUGAGAUUCAGAUCUGCUGUUUGUAUGGUUAGAUGCAGCUCUCAGAUAGUAGCUGUGGGCCUGGCUACACAAAUAUAUUGCUUUGAUGCAAUAACCCUUGAGGUUGUAUUUAGUGUUUUGACCUCUCCAGUUCCUGAGAUAUCAGGACAAGGAACCACUGGAACUAAUGUUGGUUAUGGUCCCAUGGCUGUGGGUCCGAGGUGGUUAGCAUAUCCUUCUGUUGGCCCAGUACCAUCAACCACUGUUCCAUUAAGUUCUCAAAGCCCAUUCCCCUCCCAAAGUGUUAAUCCCCCAUCAUUGCCUGGCAGUGAUAGGACAAAGGCUCAUUAUCCAGUGAAGUCUGGAUGGAAAGCUGGAAGGCUUGCAGGAAUGGAAGCAGAUUAUCCAGGGAUGGUUGCUGUUAAAGAUUUUGUUACCCGAGCUAUUAUAACUCAGUUUAGAGCUCACACCAGCCCAUUGUCUGCAUUAUGUUUUGAUCCUAGUGGGACACUUCUAGUGACUGCAUCAAUUUAUGGGAAUAACAUCAAUAUCUUUCGAAUCAUACCAAACUCACGCAGUGGAUCAAGUGGUCUAAGCUUUGACUGCAACUCUUCUCAUGUCCAUCUCUACAAACUGCAUCGUGGAAUAACAUCAGCUAUGAUCCAGGAUAUUUGCUUUAGUAACUACAGUCAAUGGGUGGCAAUUGUUUCAUCUAAGGGGACUUGUCAUGUUUUUCUCUUGUCCCCUUUUGGUGGUGAAGCUGGAUUGAGAAUUCUUAAUUCUCAGGGUGAAGAACCAUGUGUGCUUCCAGUUCUAACUUUACCCUGGUGGUCCACGUCUUCACUCAUAAUAAAUCAGCAAUCUUUUCCACCCCCACCACCUGUUACUCUUUCUGUCGUCAGCAGAAUUAAAUACAGUAGCUUUGGAUGGCUCAAUACUGUAAACAAUUCAGCUGGUGCAGGAAAAGGUUUUGUGCCUUCUGGUGCUGUUGCUGCCAUUUUUCAUAACACACUCUCUCAUAAUAUUCAGCAUGUAAACUCAAAGCCCAAUUCCCUGGAGCAUCUAUUGGUUUAUACUCCUUCAGGUCAUGUAGUUCAGCAUGAACUUCUGCCUUCUUUUGGUGCCGAACCAAGUCUCCACAGUUCUAGAACCGAAUCAAGUUCCGUUUUACAUAUGCAGGAAGAUGAUCUAAAGUUAAAAGUUGAGCCUAUUCAGUGGUGGGAUGCAUGUAGAAGAUCAGAUUAUUCAGAAAGGGGGGAGUGCAUCCAUGACUCCACCUCUGAUGGGCAAGAUAUAGCCAAAACCAACGCUAUUCAGAAUGAACGAACAGACACUGAGAAAACUCAUGAAUUGGAUUUCCAGGAAAUGAAUGAUGGUUCUAGUGCAGAUGAGAUUCUUAGAGUUAGAGGUCAAUCUGGUAUAACUCAUGAGCAAUCUCACUGGUUUCUAUCAAAUGCAGAAGUACAAUUGAGCUCUGGAAGGCUACCAAUUUGGCAAAACUCCAAGAUUUAUGUUAUGAGUUCUCCAAGAAUCAAUAGUAUAGCCGGUGGAGAGUUUGAAAUCGAAAAAGUCCCUGUUCAAGAAAUUGAGGUUCGGGAGAAGGAACUGUUACCUUGUUUUGACCAUUGCCUCAGCCUCAAGUCUGGUUGCAAUGACAGAGGGCUUCUCUUGGGAAGAUGCAUCAGUCCUACUUCUUCUGAGAUCUAUCAGUCUGAGGUCAAAGUUACUGAAGAAAUCGUUGUUAUAUGUCACUCCAAACCUGCAUCACUUAGCUCCACAGAGAGCUCAGAUGGAGGUUCGUCAAGAAGGAUGGAAAGUUCUAUUGAUUUUGAUCAAGCAAGCUGCGAGAAGUCUUGUACUCCUCUUUGUCAACAUUUAAAUGAGAUGUACUGGGAAAAAAGAGCUAGCGAGUCUUUCACGACUCCAAAAUCCUCAAAUAUUCUAUGUACUCAAGUUGAAGGUUCGAGAAUUGAUGGUUCCCCUUGUGGUUUACACUUCUCAAACAGCAAUUUCGGUUUCCCUUCCAUUGAACAAGUUUCAUCCAAAACACCGCCUUUCAACGAAGUUACUUUUCAACACAUUUGCCAGGAGGAACCCUGCAAGGUACUGGAGAGUAAUGAUGGUUGCCAGGAUAUAAAUGACAUUUCAACCGAUCAUGUUGACGGUUUCGAGUACGAAAACAUAUGUAGCGAUGAGAAUGACAAAAUAUUUGGUGACAUGUUCACCUCUUCUGAAGAAGGGUGAUACAAUGAUAAAAUUUGUAGAUCUUAUUGUGGUCAAAGGGUGCUAAAUAAAUAUCAUACCCAGCCACAUCUACCAAUGUAUGUGAAUCUCUCUCUCUCUUGUAUAGAUCUUGUGAAUAAAAUCUCUGAAAUAUGUGAAAGUUUCAUUCCUUACUGGUGGUUUUUAUAACUGUUUUUGAUGAAAUAAUAUGAAAAUAUGUCCAUACUUGUAAAGUGUUUGGCUUGGAAGAUUACACUGUAACCUAUUUGUAAAAGAAUUCCCAAAGUUGUAUAAAAAUUACUUCUAUCGUUGGAAAAGGAAUGAAUUUUCAUGAUAUUUUUAUA
Molecule: messenger RNA, 3654 nt
Organism: Cucumis sativus (cucumber)
Lineage: Eukaryota; Viridiplantae; Streptophyta; Magnoliopsida; Cucurbitales; Cucurbitaceae
Product: autophagy-related protein 18g
Exons: 12
Coding region: 497-3331 (944 amino acids)
Biological process (GO): response to starvation; autophagy
Cellular component (GO): cytoplasm
Molecular function (GO): protein binding
Source: RefSeq, a predicted model, not a curated record